GCAUCGCCAACCUGCCCAACCAGCGGCACAAGAUCGUGGCCAAGGCUGGCGGCCACUUCACGCUGAUGGUGGUGGGCGAGAGCGGCGUGGGCAAGACGACGCGUGAGUGCAGGCGCGCGAGGCUGGACGGAUGGGCCAGAGGCAAAGAUGUGGGAUAGUGAUAAAGACUCGUGCUGGCGUCAGGCAGAGAGGGGCUGCCACGAUGAGAGAGACGUCGCGUAUGCCGAGCAGCUGCCAGGCAAUCCCUGCUUGCCGCACUCUGAUCGCACUCGCGGCCGCUCACACGCCGCGCCAGUCAUCAACACGCUCUUCUCCACCGAGCUGGCGACGGGCAAGGACCACUCGCGGCGCCAUGCCAAGCAGCUCGACAAGACCGUCGAGGUGGACAUCAUCAAGGCCGAGCUGGAGGAGAAGCAGUUCAAGGUCAAGCUCACCGUCAUCGACACGCCCGGCUUUGGCGACUACGUCAACAACCGCGACUCGUGGACGCCCAUCGUCGACUUCCUCGACGACCAGCACGAGAUGUACAUGCGGCAAGAGCAGCAGCCGGAGCGCAAGGAGAAGACGGACCUGCGCGUCCACGCCUGCCUCUACUUCAUCCGCCCCACCGGCCACACGCUCAAGCCGCUCGACAUUGAGAUCAUGAAGCGUCUCGGCACGCGCGUCAACCUCAUUCCCGUCGUCGCCAAGGCCGACACGCUCAGCCCCAACGACCUGGCCAUCUUCAAGCAGCGCAUCCGCGAGGUGAUCGCGCAGCAGGGCAUUCGCGUUUACACGCCCCCGAUUGAGUCGGACGACGAGGCGUCGGCGGAGCACGCAAAGACGCUCAUGGGCGCCAUGCCCUUCUCCAUCAUUGGCUCGACGCGCGACGUCGUCACCAAGGACGGCCGGACCGUCAAGGGCCGCGACUACAUGUGGGGUGUGGCUGAGGUCGAGAACGAGGAGCACUGCGACUUCAAGAAGCUGCGCUCGCUGCUCAUCCGCACGCACAUGCUCGACCUGAUCAACACGACGGAGGAGACGCACUACGAGGCCUACCGCCAGGCGCAGAUGGAGACGCGCAAGUUCGGCGAGCCCAAGGUGAAGAAGCUCGACAACCCCAAGUUCAAGGAGGAGGAGGAGAUGCUGCGCAAGCGCUUCACGGAGCAGGUCAAGCUCGAGGAGGCCCGCUUCCGGCAGUGGGAGGCACACCUCAUCGCCGAGCGCGACCGCCUCAACCGCGACCUGGAGCAGGCACACAGCAACAUCAAGCAGCUCGAGGCCGAGCUGGACUCUGCCAGCGGCUACCGCUCGAUGAACCAGGCACCGCGCCGCUAAGGGUGCCCUGCUGGGCAGACUUGAUAUCUCGCUCGCCACCGUCAUCGUCUCUCCUCCUGCCAUGCACUGCCGGCGAGGCAGCGAGACUUGGCGUCCGAGUGUCGAGCUCUGCCCGUGCUAGCUCUGGUGCGCUCUCGUCAUUCACGUUCCAUGCCCCUUUUAUGCCCUCUCGAAGCCUGCAACGAUCGUUACUUGACUCUCUCCUGCCUUGUGCUGCUCAGGAUAGCUGCUUGUCCACGUCGACGCUGCCGUUCACGCCGAGGGGCUGUGACGCGAUGCUGCUAAAUGCGGAGCACUUUGUGCCACCUCCGAGGCCCAAACGAGUGGGCUGAACACAGCGCGCUCGGAGCCGCGGCCUGGCUCGCGGCCACAACACGGCGACUCGCCAGGCCGCGCCCCUGUGGGCGCAGAGCAGAGCUCUCAGGGGCACAUCGGCCCCGACGACCCGCUGAGCGAGAGUCUAUCGCCUGAGUGCGCAGCGAUGGCGCCUGCUGCUCAC
Molecule: messenger RNA, 1816 nt
Organism: Tilletiopsis washingtonensis
Lineage: Eukaryota; Fungi; Basidiomycota; Exobasidiomycetes; Entylomatales
Product: Septin-domain-containing protein
Exons: 6
Coding region: 148-1317 (389 amino acids)
Biological process (GO): cytoskeleton-dependent cytokinesis
Cellular component (GO): microtubule cytoskeleton; septin complex; septin ring
Molecular function (GO): GTP binding; molecular adaptor activity; GTPase activity
Source: RefSeq, a predicted model, not a curated record